AUGGAGGCUGACUACGAAUUCGGUAGGCGGAUUAUCAUUAUACAUGGAGGCGACGGUUUGUGUUCGGCAAGCACGCAGGCACUAAUGACGAUGAGCGCGCGAAGCAAGUCUCGUCUCCACUAUCCCUGCCACAAUGGACGCAUUGGUCAACAAAUGGCGAAGGGUGUUGACCAACUCGCAAUGCCAUCCUCUACCAAAUCGCGUCCAACCGAUGAUACCCUCUUUUCGCGGGUGGUAACAAAUGCGGUGCAGCUUUUCGUGCUCAAUGUCCCAAAGGUCUAG
Hydatigera taeniaeformis is the source of this 282-nucleotide messenger RNA. NCBI's taxonomy places the organism in Eukaryota, Metazoa, Platyhelminthes, Cestoda, Cyclophyllidea, Taeniidae. The record is from the annotation of a GenBank genome assembly.